GUGCCCCCUCGGUGCCACCCGUGUCCCCACGCGCAGCGUCGCAGUACGCGGACAAGGCUCUGCGGAGGUGCUGCGAGGACGGGAUGAGGGAGAACCUGAUGGACUACAGCUGUGAGCAGAGGACACACUACAUCCAGGAGGGAGAGAAAUGUGUCCAAGCCUUCCUCGACUGCUGCACACACAUCAAGACCAUCCGCGACCGCAAGCGUCUCCAGCACUCGCAGCAGCUCGCACGAAGCGACGAGGACGACCUGUUCAUGGCCGAGCACGACAUCGUCUCACGGAGCCUCUUCCCCGAGAGUUGGCUGUGGCAGGUGGAGCAGCUCACUGACAGCCCCGACAACCUGGGGGUCUCAAAAAAGAUUCUGCCUGUGACCCUGAAGGACUCCAUCACCACCUGGGAGGUUCUGGCCAUCAGCCUCUCGCCCAACAAAGGGCUGUGUGUGGCUGACCCUUACGAGAUCACAGUGAUGAAGGACUUCUUCAUCGACCUGCGCCUGCCCUACUCGGUGGUGAGGAACGAGCAGGUGGAGAUCAGAGCCAUCCUCUACAACUACUGGACCAGAGACAUCACGGUGCGCGUGGAGCUGAUGUACAACCCAGCCCUGUGCAGUGCCUCCACCUCCAAGCAGCGCUACCAGCAGAUCCUGAAGAUCAAGAGUGGGUCCUCGCGCACGGUGUCCUUCGUCAUCGUCCCCCUGAAGCUGGGGCUGCACGACAUUGAGGUCAAAGCGGCUGUCCGGGGAGAACUGGUAGCUGACGGUGUCAGGAAGAAGCUCAAAGUUGUGCCUGAAGGGAUGAGGAUGGAGAAGACAGUGAAGGUCAUUGAGCUGGACCCACAGAAAAAGGGAGUCA
Molecule: messenger RNA, 855 nt
Organism: Acanthisitta chloris (rifleman)
Lineage: Eukaryota; Metazoa; Chordata; Aves; Passeriformes; Acanthisittidae
Product: complement C3-like
Exons: 6
Biological process (GO): complement activation; inflammatory response
Cellular component (GO): extracellular region
Molecular function (GO): endopeptidase inhibitor activity
Source: RefSeq, a predicted model, not a curated record